AAACCGUUCAAAAAUUAUUUUGAUAGUUUCUCUACAAAAUAGCGCAUUUUUAAUAUUAAUAUCUGGAAAAUUCAAUUAACAGUGGUUAUGUAAUUGGACUUUUGAAUAUAUUUAUUAUGAAUUCUCCUGUGUUGAGUGCAGAUUUGUUCAUAAUAGACUCUAGUGGGAAAGAAAGGAAGGAUUACUUAACGUGGAAUGAAAAUGAAUUGAAAACGUUCAAGGAAAUGGUUAUCGAACACAAUAUAAAUUGUCGAUUAGACGAUAUGUUCCUCUUGAGUUUCCUUAGAUCCAGAAAGUUCGAUAAAGAAAGAGCAAUUAAAUUAUUAAGAAAUUAUUACUCUACGAGGAAGAAGUAUCCGGAUAUAUUCGGGGAAUUUAAUCCUGUGGCCACUAAGAAGUAUCUUGACACGAAAAUUGUUUCGUUUCUACCUCACACGGAUCAAGAUGGUCGAGUUGUGGGAUUGGUCCAAGUCCCCUACUGGGAUCCUUCGAAUGUACACAUGAAAGACGUUUUGAAAUGCCUGUUAAUGUAUCAAGAUGCGGGACUAACAGGACAUUUAAUUCAAGUCAACGGUUUGGUAGUAAUUUGGGAUGCUAAAACAUUAUCGUGGAGACAUGUUUUACAAUUAACUCCAAGCACAAUAUUUUGCAUGACUUCUCUUUUAUUUACAGCCAUUCCAAUUAGAUAUAAGGAAAUUCAUGUUGUAAAUAUUGGAAAAUUUGGAUAUCUUUUUUACAAUGCAUUACGACCGUUUCUUCCGUAUAAAAUUAGAAAAAGGAUCCAUAUACAUAGUUCUGAAAUUGAAUCUCUGCACAAAUUCAUCGAUUCUCAAUUUCUUCCCGAAGAAUAUAAAGGCGAUUUACCUCUUCACGAUCCAGCUGAGUGCAUUGAAGUUAUAUUAAAAUUCCAGGAAUAUUUUGAAGAUAGUCAAAAAUAUUACAGCUGAAAAGAAAAAGAAUUGAAUCGUUUCAGCUAAGAAUUCGUCUAAUUAUUGUAUAAAAUAAUAAACUUUAUCACUAUCCUGGUAUAAUGUAUGUCUAGUAUUUUAUGUAAUUUUUCAAUUUAAUAAAAUUGAUA
Messenger RNA from Centruroides sculpturatus (bark scorpion), 1078 nucleotides. RefSeq names its product alpha-tocopherol transfer protein-like. Gene Ontology annotation, molecular function: phosphatidylinositol bisphosphate binding. The transcript has 6 exons. The record is from RefSeq and is a predicted model, not a curated record. Lineage: Eukaryota; Metazoa; Arthropoda; Arachnida; Scorpiones; Buthidae. Gene Ontology annotation, cellular component: membrane. The coding region runs from base 117 to 947 and encodes 276 amino acids.